UCUUCUGCUUAUGUCGUUGUUAUGAAAAGUGGCAGAAAUUUUUUCAGUCUGCUUUUCAAAGAAUGAGCACGUGUAUAACGGAAGCCAACUGGAUGGAAGAAGCUUGUUUUUGUGCUAUAAAUCAAAAGGAUGCUGAAUUAGGAAGUGUGUAGGAUAUUUAAGAGCGAUGAGGAUGGAUAUUUCUGAGUUUCUUUGUUUUCUCAAAUUGAGCUGAAAUUGAGCUGAAACUGAGUUGCUAAUCAAAAUGAUACACAAUAAAUUUGAAGUUGCUAAUCUCCAUUUAAGAGUCGAUAUAUUGGAAAGGCAGAUUAUGUUAUACGAAAACAGACAGAGUGUGUUCAAGCAUGAAUUAAUCAGUGCUAAGCGUGAAUUUCGAAACAGGAACGACACAGCUGGAGUUGUUGAAAAUCUAAACCAGCGUACUUAUGAGAGCUACUAUGAAAAGGUUGCAGAUGAGCUAAGGCAGUUGGAGGAGAGAACCAUUAGAAGAAGCAUAAACAGUCAUAUCAAGGACACCAACGAGAGCCGUCAGAAGAUUGUUCCACUCACUAACUUUGAGGGAGAAUAUCCUCCUUCUGGUAUACUUCCUAGGACAGUUAGCGAGCUCAAGAGAAUCUCGAACGACGACUUGAAAGAGGUUCUUUCGCACUAUCGAUUGGUUCAUUCACUUACCCCAGACCCGUACAACAUGAGCACCGAAGAUUUGUGCGACGUAAUUGGCUGCAUGACGGAUCGUGAGCUGGACCGGCAUUUCGUCAUCAUGGCCGACUACCUCGGAGUGAGGGUUAAGAGAAACGGGAUAUCCGACCGCAAUCCAGAUCCCGUUUGCGUUCCCGUGACCGACAGCGUGUCAUCCAUGGGUGUGGAUCUCUAGCGCUGCACCAGUGCAGCUGCGGCGUCUGCCGGGCCGUGGUUAUCUUUGCAAUCAGUGUCUGAAACAUCGGGCGUAAUUCCCAAAACGGCAGUUCUCAAAGCGGUCAAUCUCCCCAGCCUUAGUAAUUGUUAAUAAUCGUGCGUAAUGGCUAAACGUCGCUCAUAGGCCCGAGCUCUGCUCC
Messenger RNA from Ascoidea rubescens DSM 1968, 1055 nucleotides. It is a transcript of the gene MRP8, whose product is annotated as Mrp8p. NCBI's taxonomy places the organism in Eukaryota, Fungi, Ascomycota, Saccharomycetes, Ascoideales, Ascoideaceae. Bases 245 to 874 code for a protein of 209 amino acids. The record is from RefSeq and is a predicted model, not a curated record. The transcript has a single exon.